AUGAAAGCUGUAUCACCUUCAUAUUCAAAUUCAAGUAAAAUUUCAAAAUCUUCAAGUGAAAGUCUUGAAUCUCAACCCAUUUCACUGGGAACUGAAUAUACAAUUGAAGAAGAUAAAUAUUCUUCAUCUUCUUCAUGUAAUGAUAAUAAUAAUAAAUUUGAUAAUUUUAAAAAUUUAAAAACAAAUAAUCAUAAAUCAACUAAAAAUUAUUUUCAUGAUGAAGAAUCUGUUAAAACCAAUAUGAACAAUCAAGCAAAUUCAACUAAAACAUAUGGAAAGACAAAUCAACAUAUUAAAAGUUCAUGUAAACAAAGUCAUAAAACCCAAUUUGAUCAAAAAAUUGAACAUGAUACAAAUGAUUUAAUUAAUUCAUUGAAUGAAUUUGUAUUCACAGAAUCAAACUCAAAUGAUUUAAGUUAUUGUAAUUUCCCAGUAAUUCUUAAAAUUCAAGUUGAUUCAAAAGCAUUUGAAGAAGAUAUAAGGGAUUUAAUAUCUCAAUACCCAAAAUUGACAAUUUCAGAAGAAAUUAUAAAUACGAUCAAAUAUCUUAUUGUAAAGUUCAAAACUAAAUCAAAUUUAGAUGAUUUAAUUUAUAGAUUAUAUGAUGAAAAUAUACCAUGUGAAUUAGAUUAUUCUAAAUUUGUUUCACAUCCUGGAAUUUUAUUUAUCAAGAAUUUAUCAAGUGAAAUAAUGUUUGAAAUGGAACCCAAUAGUUUAAAUAAUUCAACUGAAUUUUUAACAGUAACUCCUAAAUCAAUAUAUAAAAGUACCAAUUGUCAACAACAUAAAUUAUAUGAAUUUUUAAUAGAUAAUUGUCAUUUCAAAUCAUUACAAGAACUUAAAAUUUUCAGUAAUCAAGAUUCUAACACCACGAAAACAAAUACUGGAGUUAAAUCACCAAAUUCAACUAAUUCAAAUCCAUUAUCUUCAGCAUUUGCAAUUGUUAAAUUUUCAAAUUAUUUAGAUGUUGAUAUUUUAAUUGAAAAAUUCAAUAGACAUACUCCUAAUAUUUUUAAUGAAAAUCAUUCAGUACCAUUAUUUUUAAAUAAAUAUCUUAAUAAGAGAGAAAGAUCUUCACCAUUUGGUAAUAAAGGAAUAAUUCAAAGUUCAAAUAAUAAUAUUCAAACUAAUUUAUUAUCAAGAUCUUCUUUAAAUUCAAAUAAUUUAGUUAAGAAUUCAUCAAAUGAAAAUUUUAAUUUGAUUAUAUUGGAAAAUUUAAAUAGUUUUUUGAAAAUUGAUGAAAAUGUUAAUGAUAACGAUCUGAAUUUGGUAAAAUUUAAUGAAUUUUUAAAUGUUUUUCAAAAAUUUGGUAAUUCUAUUGAAAGUAUUUAUUUUCCUAUAGUUCAAAAUAAUCUUGAUCAUAAUAACUCAAAUAAUGGUGAAUCAUCAAUCCUUAAAUCUUUUAAAUUCUUUGAUUUUGGUUAUAUUAAAUUUAAACCUAACCAGAAUCUUAUGGAAAAUACAUUAAGAGUUUUAUAUUAUUUGAAUGAUUUGAAAUGGGAUGACUUUAUGUCUUUGGAUGUGAAUAAUUUACCUUCAUUGAUGGAUGAAUGUGAGUUUGAGUCAACAAAAUCUAAUGAAAACAGUCAAAAUGCAAUUGAAAAACAAGUCUCAAGUAAUAAUGAUAAUAAGGAGAAUUCACCUGAGUCAAUAAUCAAUAAUAAAUUAUCAAUAACUAUUGCUCAGCAUAAACAUAAUCAUUAUUUAUUCAAUCAAGCUAACCAAUUUUAUUUAUCAUACAAUAAUGAAUUUUCAAAUCAUUUUCCAAUUUUAAAACCCAAACAAAAUUCAACUUCAAAUUCUCAACAGCAACAUCAUCAAAACGUUAUAGUCAAUUAUCCUAAUCCCAUUUAUACAAUAAAUACAUUUGUUAAGAAUUUAAAUUAUCAAGAAACCAAUAUUUAUGUUAAUAAUUUUUCUAUUGUAUUUGCAAAUGAUGAUUUAAAUUGGGAAAAAUUUUGGAAACAAUUUGGUUCAAUAAAAUCUGCAAAAAUUAUAAAACCUCAAUUUUACAACCAGCAACAACAACAACAGCAACAACAAGGACAAGAUGAAUUGAAUAAUAAAGAAGUAGGUGCUUCACAUGACAAGAGCAACUAUAAUUUUACUCAAUCAAGUCAAACCAAUGAUGAAUACUUGACCAGUUCAAAAGAAUUGAGUGAAGCACCUGAAAAUGAUACUUUUGAAGAAGAACAAGAUCAAAAAUCAGGUCGUAUUGGGUUUAUAUUUUAUGAAAAUUUCAAACAGGCAAUAAGAGCAAUUUUAAUGACAAAUAAUAAAAUGAUUCAUAUUGAAAAUUUUAAUCCAAUGAUUAUUCAAUCUUCAUUUGCAAUUCAAAAAUCAAGUAAUUCAAAUAAUAAUGGGAAUAAUAUUUAUCCUAUAGGUCAACAUGGUUUAAAUCAAUUUGGUUUUCCUUUUAAUAAUGGUGCAACAGUUGUUCAUCCAAAUAAUAAAUUUAAUACACCUAUGGGUUAUCAUCAAUUAAAUCCUCAUCCACAACCACCUUUACCACAUCAUUUAGCAAAUCAAAAUCAUUAUUUAAAGUAUAAUAAUUACUACAAUAACAACUCUCUUCAUAAACAACCAAUAAAUACAUCUCAUCCAUCACCAUGUGAAACUCCCCCAACAUCAACAAAAGUAUCUACGACUGCUACAAAUAAUGGAUAUAAUAAUUCAGUUUAUUAUACAUAUCAACCGGUUUAUCCAUUUUAUUAUGGAUAUCAUCCUAGCCCAUAUCAAUAUGGGACAACAAGUACAAAUCCUGUUUUGAAUAACUAUAUGGUUGCUAACAAUAAUGAUCACAACAUAUCAUCAUCACUUAAUUCAACUCCCAAAAAGAUUAAUACUAACUUGAAAGAGAAUAAAGAAGUAAAAGGUAAAUCAUCUACUGCUCGUAAUGGAGGUGAAAGAAACAAAAGUCAUCAUCCUGCAUUUACAAAUUAUUUAUUAAAUGCUGGUCAUAAUCAAGCUGCUGCUAAUGUUAAUGGUUACGUCCCACUUUAA
Molecule: messenger RNA, 3003 nt
Organism: Lodderomyces pseudojiufengensis
Lineage: Eukaryota; Fungi; Ascomycota; Pichiomycetes; Serinales; Debaryomycetaceae
Exons: 1
Coding region: 1-3003 (1000 amino acids)
Molecular function (GO): nucleic acid binding
Source: RefSeq, a predicted model, not a curated record